Molecule: messenger RNA, 1143 nt
Organism: Gossypium arboreum
Lineage: Eukaryota; Viridiplantae; Streptophyta; Magnoliopsida; Malvales; Malvaceae
Exons: 4
Coding region: 263-850 (195 amino acids)
Source: RefSeq, a predicted model, not a curated record
AGUGUAAGUAAUAUGAGCAGUGUUAGUUGUCCUCUCUCUAUAUAUUUAUUGGUAUUUCCGUUAACAUGACUCUUCCCUCCAACCCAAACCUAUUCCCUGCUUGCUUCCGCGUGUAAAGUUCCCAAUUCUUCCUUUUCACUUUCAUUUUCAAAACACUCUCUGAACCUUCAUACCUAUUUCUUAAUUAAGCUCCAAUUUCCUCUUCUUUGUACAUAGAACUCUGGUUUUACGGGGAAAAAAACUUGAAAAGAGAGAGAGAGAGAUGGGUUUUUCGAAGGAAGAGAAAUCAAGAAGAAUUCUAAGAGGUUUCAAAACAGUGUUCUUCUUGGUAACAAUGGUGAUUUCAUUUCUUGUAUUUUCUGCACCUGUUUUUCUUGUUAUUGCUGAUACAAUUUUGCCUUCUGCUUUGCUUUCUGCUUCCCUGUCUCCUCCUUCACUCCAAGCCCUAUAUUCCCAUUUCACUAACUAUGAUUUCAGAAAUUCUCUCAUAGAUAUCCCUUUCAUCUCCAUCAUCAGAUCAGCUAUUAUAAUCUGUGUUUAUAGUUUUUGUGAUGGGCCUAAACUUUCCAGAGGACCAUACCUUGGAACCACAAUGAUAUGUUGUGUUUCAUCUUUGGUGUUUGUUUCGGUAAAAGCUUCAUAUGCGUUGGGUUGGAGUAGUGGUAGAGAAGGGUCAGCCAUGGAAACUGCUCUUUUCAUUUGUUCACUGGCUCUGGCAAUUGCGCAUAUAAUUGUGGCUUAUAGAACAAGUUGCAGAGAAAGAAGAAAACUCCUUGUCUACAAAAUUGACAUUGAAGCAAUUUCAGCUUGCAAGAAUGGGUUUCCAAGGUAUCCAAAGAUCGUGAAGUAAAUAAUAGAAAAGUGGUGACAAAUCUCCCCCCUCUUUUGCCUCUCCCUUGUUAGGUUUCAGAUUCCUGUAAACAAGUUGGUUGUAUAGAAAUAGGUGAUGAUGAUUGUGCAAAUGGAAGACUAUGAGUUUGAGGAUAAAUCAUAGCUCAUACAUCUAACAUUCUUUUUAUUCUUCAUUUUCACUGUACAGUUUAUAUAUAUAUAUAUAUAUGUAUAAUGUUUUAAAGAUAUCAAACAAAUCUAAUUCAGCUCGAUGAUUAUCGAGUUAAGCUCGAAAUUCAUUUAUUAAAUAAA